This is a messenger RNA of Hymenoscyphus albidus, 1020 nucleotides long. Lineage: Eukaryota; Fungi; Ascomycota; Leotiomycetes; Helotiales; Helotiaceae. The record is from the annotation of a GenBank genome assembly.
AUGCUGCUUUGCACAUUGAAUUACAAUUACAUGAGGGCCGGCCCCGUGGGCGGGCCGCUGGAACCGACUGGGGAACCGACACACAGUUUGAUAGGAACGGAAAUAGAAUCAUUGAGAAGAAGUAUGCAGUCAUGGCAGGCCGACAUCUGCCUCGCCUAAUAGCAGCCAUCAACGCAAAGUGGUCUUGCAUGCCCAACCAUACAUCCGACUAUGCAUUUCCAAUACCUAUUAAUCACAAUAGUGUUCGAAUUCAACACUACGAGCAAAUACUAUGGUGAACAUGUCCCAUGGCAAGCAAGGCGCUUGGCAGACCUCGCGAAAGGCUUGCGGCAAUUCCAUUUCGCCUACCUGUACGAUCGAAUAGUAUCCUUCGGGUAUCCGCCGCCUAAGAUUGAUAUUUACUCCCGGGAAAUAAUUGUUCGUGGGCUUGAUGAUGAGAAGAGUAAGGAGUUGAUAGAAUCAUCGAACCUCCCUCCCAUGACUCCAGAGGAAUGCAUUCAGGAAGCGCGAAAGCUCCAAGACAAGGGCGACCUUUUAGCUAGCCAAGGAUUCUAUAUGGAUGCUUUAUCAACAUAUCGGCUGUCUAUCUUCGUCAUGACCGGUGAUCGUUUUCCUGAACCCCCUCGGAAUAAGGGAAGGAUUCGUACCUUGGAAAUGGUUUCAAUACUGACUGGAGAUUUCUUGGGUGCCUGGAAGAUGUCGCGAAAACUAAUUCUCACCAAAGUAGAAUGCAGACAACUCGACGGGUUACUGCACACUGCAUGCAUUUUCUUCGCGAAUCCCCAAGGUCAUACGUUGGAGGAGUGUAACGAGUUUCUCGACAAAUAUUCGUCGGAUUUCCUUCAAAAUGAUCAUUUUUUUUUGCUUGGGGGCUCUUACAAAGCAGCGCACACGGCGCACCCUGAGGUUGGAAAAUUUUGGACUUUGUUCCUCAGAGUCCUGGCAUUGCAGGAGCGAGCGAAAUAUAACCCAAGCGAAGAUAUCACAGAGCUGAAGAAUACCUUCUUUGAAAUCGAUUAG